CGCCCUCGCCAUGGUGAAGCUGCUCCCCGCCCAGGAGGCGGCCAAGAUCUACCACACCAACUACGUGCGCAACGCCAGGGCGAUUGGCGUGAUGUGGGGCACGCUGACCAUCUGCUUCUCCGUGCUGGUCAUGGCCCUCUUCAUCCAGCCCUACUGGAUCGGGGACAGCGUCAACACCCCGCAGGCGGGCUACUUCGGCCUCUUCUCCUACUGCGUGGGCAACGUGCUGUCCUCCGAGCUCAUCUGCAAGGGCGGCCCUCUGGACUUCUCCUCCAUCCCCUCCAGAGCCUUCAAGACUGCCAUGUUCUUCGUGGCCUUGGCCAUGUUCCUCAUCAUUGGCUCCAUCAUCUGCUUCAGCCUGUUCUUCGUCUGCAACACGGCCACAGUCUACAAGAUCUGCGCAUGGAUGCAGCUGGCUGCGGCCACAGGCCUGAUGAUUGGCUGCCUGGUCUACCCAGACGGCUGGGACUCCAGUGAGGUGCGGCGCAUGUGCGGGGAGCAGACGGGCAAGUACACGCUGGGCCACUGCACCAUCCGCUGGGCCUUCAUGCUGGCCAUCCUCAGCAUCGGAGAUGCCCUCAUCCUGUCCUUCCUGGCCUUCGUGCUGGGCUACCGGCAGGACAAGCUGCUCCCGGACGACUACAAGGCCGAUGGACAAGAGGAAGUCUGAAGCAGCUGAAGGGCGAUCACAGGUCAUCUAUUUCCGUGACACUGGAAACUUCCGGAGUAGAAUUCUUCAGAGAUGAACUUGUUCCUGCCCGCAUCCUGUCCGAAGCCCUUUGCUGCAGGAUUAGAACCUGGCGGGCUCCUGAAACAGGCUGCCCACUGUCUACAGAACUUUCCAGAGAAGAACUGCAGUAAGCACACCAACGAUAUUCAGACUCAAUCCCUCUCUCCUGAUGGGGGCCCCCAAGUUCUCUUUCGAUCCCUUCAUACCUGCAAAUUAUUCUCCCUCUUGACACCUCUCUGUGAAAGGAGAGGGCGAAUGAGUCCGUGCCCAGGCGCCUCCAGGGAAGGCACGCGGGACACUGCCCCAGCUCUAGCUCUCAAGGGCGUCUGAACUCGAGGCGGCUAAGUGAGCUGGAUCACCUCAGGCUGAAGUUUUGAGGGGCCUUUGCGUCUCCUUUCUCACAUUUUGUUCCUUAUUGAUGCUCAAGAGGUGGGUGAGGAAGAGGCCUUCGGAACCUGAGGCCAUUAGGAAGCCUAAUAAAGACUGGGUGAACAUAGGACCUAAAAACUUGAGACUGAAUUGAUUUUUUUCCUGUGGGACCCCCAAAUCACACUUUUCACAGAGCCCACACUGACCCAAUCAGAACUGGAUCCCAGACUCAUAAAUCUACUUGUGUUCAAGUAAUUGGUUAUAAUAACCAAUGAUACAUCUUAUAAAACACUUUGGGUUUGGCACACUAAAUGGUGAAAGCUUUGCAGGCCCCAGAGGGGCACUCAGUCUGGAUGGCACUCACUGGAGCAGUGCCAACACAAUGAUAGGCUCUUCAGGCUGCUUCCUGCCUGGGGGAUGAUUCGGAGAAACAGGGUCUUGCUGAUUAUCCCCGGUGAAUGAGGAAGAGGUGUUUCCUGCGUGGGCGCCGUUCCCCCACAGGCGCGGUAAAUGCUGACCAGGCUGUUGGGGACCUUGUCCUAGCUCAGUCCAGCAGCAGUCAGGCAUCGUUCUCCUGGGCUGUAGCGCAUGACAUUUUCACCAAUGCACUCCGACCACCUGCCCAGUCAGGGCAGCGACCUUUCUCCAGUGCGGACUGGUGAGGGGUGAGAGCCUCCCAGUACUGUCCCUAUUGUUGCUGAUGAAAAAUUUUAUUAAAAAAAUAUUUUUAUUGAUUUCAGAGAGGGAGAGGGAGAGAGAGAUUAACAU
This is a messenger RNA of Myotis brandtii (Brandt's bat), 1867 nucleotides long. It is a transcript of the gene LHFPL5, whose product is annotated as lipoma HMGIC fusion partner-like 5. The transcript is spliced from 4 exons. Gene Ontology annotation, cellular component: plasma membrane. Bases 11 to 670 code for a protein of 219 amino acids. Gene Ontology annotation, biological process: sensory perception of sound; detection of mechanical stimulus involved in sensory perception. The record is from RefSeq and is a predicted model, not a curated record. NCBI's taxonomy places the organism in Eukaryota, Metazoa, Chordata, Mammalia, Chiroptera, Vespertilionidae.